Molecule: messenger RNA, 4409 nt
Organism: Terrapene triunguis (Three-toed box turtle)
Lineage: Eukaryota; Metazoa; Chordata; Testudines; Emydidae
Product: lamin-L(III)-like
Exons: 12
Coding region: 543-2318 (591 amino acids)
Source: RefSeq, a predicted model, not a curated record
UAUAUCGUCUCCAGCCGGGCUAAUCUGAACGGGGAGACUGGAAAAGGAAGCGGAGUGUGGCGUUCACUCACUGCCCUACUGAAAAGCGAACAAAAUCCUCCCUCCCCAUUUUCUAAAGCGGGGAGACCCCACCCGGAGCUGGGAUCCCAACAGGCUCUCGUUCCCGGGCUGGUACAGCUUGCUCCUCCAUCCAGCGGCUCUAUCCCUUUAAAUUGCCGCCGGUGCCGCAGCCCGUGCCGGAAGGACCCUGGAACUGCAGCUGGUGUUGGCUAUUUAUACCCGGGCUGGAGCCGGGGGAACCGGACUGUGCCUCUCAGUGAGAGCGUGGGCAGGGAAAGGCCGCGGCGCGCAGGGGGCGGGCGCCGGGAUUCCAUGUCUCCUUGAGGCGUCGGCUUGGUUGUGCAGGGGCUGGGGGUGACCUGCAAAGGGGCGUUUCCUUCCUGCCAUGGAUGUAGCAGGGGCCUGAAGGUGCCUGCCCAGCCCGAGGCGCCCCGGGCGGCGGCCGCGCUAGCCCCGAGGAUCGUGCCCGUAGAGACGCGGCCAUGGCCACGGCGGUGUCCUCCACCCCGGGAGGCAGCGGGCGAGCUCUCGGUCGCUCGGCCGCAUUCUCCCCGCUCAGCCCGACCCGGCUCAGCCGGCUGCAGGAGAAGGAGGAGCUGCAGCAGCUCAAUGACCGCCUGGCCGCCUACAUCGACCGGGUGCGGGCCCUGGAGGCCGAUAAAUCCACGCUGCAGCUGCGGCUGGCGGAGCAGGAGGAAGGGAGCAGCCGGGAGCUGGGCAACCUGCGGCUCCGCUACGAGACCGAGCUGGCGGAUGCCCGCAAGGCGCUGGACUGCAUCGCCAUCGAGCGGGCCACGCUGCAGGUGGAGCUGGGCAAGCUCAGCGAGGAGCACCGGCAGCUGCACGCCAGGAAUUCUAAAAAAGAAGCUGACUUAAACCUGGCACAGGCUCGUAUCAGAGAUCUUGAUGCUCAGCUGAAUUCCAAGGAGGCUGACUUAGCAACAGCUUUGAGUGGAAAAAGAAGUUUGGAGGGCGACCUUCAAGAGUUAAAGGAUCAAAUAGUCACUCUUAAGUUGGCAUUGGAAGAUACCAAAAAGCAUCUCCAUGGAGAAAUGUUGAAGAGAGUGGACCUGGAAAACCAAAUGAAAACUGUGCAGGAACAAAUGACAUUCCAGAAACGCCUUCAUGAAGAUGAGCUCAAGGAAACAAAAAGAUUCCAUGAGAGCAGGAUAGCGGAAAUAGAAUCUGGCCGUCAGAGGGAAUUUGAGAGCAAACUUUCAGAUGCUCUGCAAGGACUCAGAAAGGAGCAUGAAGAACAAAUUCAAGAAUACAAAGAUGACUUGGAGCGCACAUUCAGUGCCAAAAUGGAGAAUGCCCAACUUUCUGCCGCAAAAAAUAGCGACUUUGCCAAUGCUGCUCGGGAGGAGCUGAUGGAAACAAAGAUGAGAGUUGACACUUUGACAUCCCAGCUUAAUCAUUAUCAAAGCCAGAACUGUGCAUUGGAGAACAGAAUAAGAGAGUUACAGGAGACUCUGGAUUAUGACCGUGAGAUGCAUCGAAGACGUAUGGCUGAAAAAGAUAAAGAAAUGGCACAAACGCGGCGGCAGAUGCAAGCACAGUUGGAAGAAUAUGAGCAUCUACUAGAUGUGAAACUGGCCCUAGAUCUAGAAAUAAAUGCCUACAGAAAGAUGCUGGAAGGAGAAGAACAGAGGCUAAAACUGUCAUCUAGUCCAUCUUCCCAAAGUGUUGCAACCCAGGCAACAACCAGCCAUGGGCAUCGCUUCCUGCAUGGAAAAAAGAGAAAACUGAAAGAAUCCAAAAAGGGAGAGCACAGUGUCAGCUUUAAAAUUGUUCAGCAUGCAUCAUGUUCAGGAAAUGUGUCUAUAGAAGAAAUUGACACAGAAGGGAAUUUUGUCAAGCUUAAAAACAACUCGGACGAGGAUCAAUCACUAAAUGGAUGGGUACUAAGACGACGACUCGGAAGCUUGUCUGAAAUAAUAUACAAAUUCCCUGCUCGGUUUGUCCUUCGAGCAGGCCAAGUAGUUACGAUCUGGGGUGCUGAUGCUGGUGUAAACCAGAGUCCUAGUGAUCUGGUCUGGAAAUCCCAGCAGUCUUGGGGAACUGGGGAUAACAUUGGUGUUACACUCAUCAAUGCUGAUGGAGAGGAGACUGCAGAACGGAAGGUCAUACAUGUAUCCAGAGGAGAAGAAGGUGGUGAACUGGAAGAUGAGUUUGAUGAAGAAGAAAUAACAGGGAGCGAAAUGGAGUUUCAUCGUCGGACCAAAAGAAGAAAAAAGAAAUGUUGUUUGGUGUCAUGAUUGUGUUUCCUGUGAGCACCACAAAAUAGAACAAAGAAUAAACCACAUGGGAAUUGGUUAGAAGGUAAAUAAUUAACCUCUAAUCAUGCACGCCUCUCCAUUCUUUCUCUUAUUAUUCUUGAUUACAAUAGGGAUGCUAAAUUGUGUAUACUCAGUAGUUCAUUGGGCUUAACCUAUUUAAUUUCUCUUUAUAGUGUCUCCAGCAAAAUGAAGAUCCUAGCUGUUCUGUCAUGUAACUAAACAAAGGCAGUGACUACCUAAAACCACUCCUUAAACCAAAGUGACCCUUCAGACUGCAUGAAUUUUCAGCAGCUUCUGGAACAUGUGAAUCUUGGAUUUUUUUUCCCCCCUAUCAGACCUGUUUGGAGAAAGCAUCCUCCAGAAUGUGAAACUUCCUAUUUGUUGAUAUUGGGCCCUGCCUUCAAUGAAACUAGAUCCAAGUGCACAUUUCCUUUUCCAAGUCUUUCCAUGACAAAUAGAAGUAUUGUGAUUUAUUCACCCACAACUACUUGCCCUAAAGUUUACAGUAACUUCCUGCUGGGCAUGUCUCAUCCUAGCCAGGGAUGGUAAAUGCUCACAAAUUUAAUGGCUUCAGCUUUCUGAACUCCUGAUUAUUCAAAAUAUUUUCUCAAGCAGACUAAGAAGAACUGUUUCAAGCCUGACUGAAAUUUAGGUGGACCAAAUACUGCCUCGACUUAUACCUUCUGCAGCUUCACUGAAUUGAAAGUCAGAGCAAAUUGUUAUCCUUGUGUUUUUGGGGUUGUUUUUUUCCCCCGCCCAAACACCCCAGAACUCAUUUUAUGUUUGAGUCUGAUACUAAAGUUCCCUUGAUUGGUCUGGUCUAAGCCAAAUGAUAUAAUCUACUGGUGUAAAGUUUUAAAAUGAGCAAGCUAUUUGUAAAACAUGUAUUUUUAACUUGUAGUUAAAUAAACCAACCAUUAUACUGUUUCUAUAGCCUAGUACCUGUUAAACUCAAAAUAGUUUAAUAAAUAGACAUGUACAGUAAAGUGUCUGAAACUUUGAGGUGAGUAGCUUUGUACUAUAAAUGUGAACUAAAGUCUGAUGCCAACAAAGCAAUACUGUGGUUAAAUACAUCAGUACCUAAGUUAACUGCUUACUUGGCAAGACAUUAAUGGGGACAGAACUAAUUUAAUUGAAUAGUUUGGUAUAUCUAGAGAUCACACACUCCAAUGAUUGCUAAGUUUUGAUACCUUUUAAAGAAAGUUCCUGUGUUUAUUAAACAUCUGAAAUAAGGAUGUGUACUUCUGUAUUCAUAGUUGAGGUGAGGACAACUUCUGUUUUGUCAGAUAGCUAGAUAUGUUCUCUAUUACAGCACUGAGUUGAAGUGGAUUAAUAUACAGCAUUGUAACAAGGUACAGCUAAAAUGUCUAGCACAUAGAGGGGUUGGUCAUGAGUAGCCACUCCAGUUAGCCACUGUAGCGUGUUUUUUGUUUUGUUUACCUAGUGGCUAUACUGAAAAGAGGGGAAAUAGCCCAGCAAGAGUCCCUAGUUAAGCAACACAAGUCUGUUUCCUUGCUAAAAAGUUAGCUGAUAAUGCAGCCCCAUCUGAGCACUGGAGCAGCUUUCAGAAUUCUUUGUUGCCUUUCCAAAAGUCUCUACUGUAUAGUAUGUCUGAAUUUUAAGAUCUGGCCCAUGUUAGGACUGUGCUUUUUAGAGUGCUUUAGAGUUCCCUUCAGUUAGACUGAUUAAAAAUAUAUAGUAUUUUAAGACACUGGACACCUAAAGGGUGAGUGAAUUUGGCCUUUCAUAUUUUAGCAGACCCAAAUCCUUCAUUCUGUUGCACCUUGUCACUUUAGAAGAAUUUAAAAUAAGCUCUGUUUAUGAUCUUGCUGUGUUUAUAAUCUUGGGCUGUUCAAUUGAUUUUUACUAUUAAAGAUAUUUUCUAUGUACAUUAUCAUUCUUGGGCUUUAAUGUUUAAACUUAUGCUCACUUUUCUAGACAGAUUUAGUUAUUUUAACAUCUAUAUUGUUUGUGAAUUCUAAUUGUAGCUAAGAAAAACAAAUACACCUAAAGAACUGAGUCUCCUUUCCCUUAAUAAGCAAGUCUUUCAACAAUAGACUAAUCUGCUCU